Messenger RNA from Lucilia sericata (common green bottle fly), 2025 nucleotides. Its product is annotated as suppressor APC domain-containing protein 2. Lineage: Eukaryota; Metazoa; Arthropoda; Insecta; Diptera; Calliphoridae. The record is from RefSeq and is a predicted model, not a curated record. The transcript is spliced from 3 exons. Bases 383 to 1957 code for a protein of 524 amino acids.
AGUGCAUAAAAAGCAAAUAAGCAGAACGCACGUAAAUAAUGCUUAAACAACCAGUGAAUAAAACAACUAAUACGAGUAGAUACAAUUAAGCGGCAAACAAGCAGUCUUACUUAAACGUACGUUAAAAACAAACAACUAGGAAGGAACCUAUAAAACUAGAUAACUAGUCAAUAAAAAAAAAAAGCAAGAACAUUUUUUGAACAAAAAAAUUUUAUACCCAGACUGCAAUUUGAAAAAAAAAACAAAUCUUAACGUAUAAAAAAAUAGUUAUGGAUAAAGUUGAACGUUCCAUAGUGGCGGUAACAGACUAAUAAACAACUAUUUGCUACUCGCUGGGUAGUGUGUAGAGUUCUUUUAAAAGUUUUAAAACACCUUUCCUAAAAUGCUUCGUUCGAACGAAACUAACAUAGUAAUGGGAGUAUUAAACAGCAAUCAAACGAUAAAUAUACAAAAUAAUAUGAAUAAUCUAAAUAAUGAUGCAAUGGGUUGUCUGGGCCAACAGCAAGUAGCAGCCAGUGCACUCGAAGCACUACCCAAAGCAUUUGUACAAUCAAUGAAAACAUUAUUCGAUAUAUUAGAUGAUCAACAGACAGGAUAUGUAAAAUUUAUUGAUAUAGAAAAAGGAUGGCAAGAUGAUGGUAGUAAAGGUUUACCUAGAGGUGUUAUGGAAUCUUUACGCAAAGUAACACCACCUAGUGGCCUAUUGACAUUUGAGAGAUUUUGUGCUGGUUUAAAAUUAUGUUUGCUACGCAAUCAAAGUCAUGCCCAGGCUCAACAAAGUGAAAAUGUGCAAAUAAAAACAAUAAAUAACAAUGUUAAUAACCAGACAGCGAAUACUACAAACAGUGGGGCUUGGAAGAAUAAGUCUAGUGUUAAGAUAGCCAGACCACCCUCUGCGCCAGUUUUAGAUAUACAAAAUCCUUUGCCCGCUAAUCGUUGGUCGGCAAAUGUAAGACCUCACAAUAUUUCUACAUCACAUAGAGCAUUAAGUCUGCCACAAUUAAGUCCCGAUUCCGAAGGAGAGCUGACAGUAACAGCCCAUCCUUACAAUUCACCGCCUCCCCCACCCAAACCACCAAGAGCCUCCGCUUUAAAUGCCAAGUCCACGAAUACGGGAAUUUUAAGUGCCUCUAAUAAGGCGGAAAUACGUAAUGCUUUACAAAAUUGGCAAAUGGGCGUAAUGCGCAAUGAAUUGGAUCUAAAGGAAAAACAAAAUACUAACAAUUUCUUACAACAAUGUGGUUAUCGAGGUAGUGCAGAUGGUGGUUCUUCUUCGGCCACUGAUAGUGGCAAUAUUACAAAUAUGCCCUUAAAGAAAACUACAACCAAGAGGAGAGAACCACGAAGACAUACUUUACAGAAUGGUAUUGAUUAUAAUAUGUUAAAGCGUCUUAAACAAUAUGAAGAGGAGAGAGAGGUUUUACUAUUGGGUUUGAAUUCGGUGGAUAAAACCAGAGAAUGGUAUAUGCAACAAAUAGUUAAUGUACAAGAGAAAAUCAAAUAUCUGGGACGUAUGGGAUCUUCCAAUGUGGAACAAUGGUCGGAGGUGCAGCAAGAACGUUUGAAUUUCCAAAGGGCUCGGGUGCUGGAAGUUAACAGAAGUCUUUCUGCUCUAGCAGAAUGCUGGGAAAGAGGUGGUUUUCCUUUCCAUUUCAAUUUGGCUAUAAGAACUCCCUCGAAAACUAGCGUGAAUCGAACAAAUGCUAAUGCUAGCACAACUAUUUCUGAUCGUCUGCGUCAACAGAAUCGUUUAUUGGCCAAUGAGGGCCACCUAAAGAGUGAACGUAUUGCCAUGUUGGAAAGAGAAAAACAAACUCUAUUGGCAAAAUUUUUUGAACUGAAACAACGCUCUGGCCUUGCUAGACACACGAAUAGUUAUUUAAAUGUUUUAAGUCAAUCAUCACCCGGAUGUAGUUCUUCUUCGGGUGGUUUAGGAGAUGCUGAUGUAGUUUAUUGACUAUAAAGCAAAAAUAUAUUAGUUUAAUAAAAUUGUUUUAAAUCCAUUUUGGCAAUAAAAUUUUAUGC